GGUUUUUCUGGGCAUUUUUAAAGAAUCAAAAUGUGUUAAUUUGUUUGUCGAUUUUCGGUAAAUGUAAUAAUGGGUUGUAUAAAUUCCAAACAUGUACUUGGGUAUUCGAGUUCUUUGUGUUCUUCUUCACUAAAGAAUCACGAUCAUGAUUAUUUUGAUAAAAACCCAAUUGGGUCAUCGAAACAGAUCAAGAAAAGAGUACCUGAUGAUGAUAAUAGUACUAAUUGGGAUGGCGAUUCGAUAAACUUGAAAUUCGGAAGAUUAACCGAAGCAGAACAUGUAGCUGCUGGUUGGCCUUCUUGGCUUAGUGCAGUUGCAGGGGAGGCAAUUGACGGCUGGCUUCCAUUAAAAGCCGGCAAUUUCGAAAGAUAUGAAAAGGUUGGACAAGGUACUUACAGCAGUGUCUACCGAGCGCGUCACAUUGAGGGUGGUAGAAUGGUUGCGCUAAAAAAGGUGCGGUUUGACAAUUCAAAACCAGACAGUGUGAAGUUCAUGGCUCGAGAAAUCACACUCCUCCGAAUGCUUGAUCACCCAAACAUCAUGAAACUCGAGGGUAUAAUUACAUCCCCAUUAUCAAGUCACGUGUACCUUGUUUUUGAAUACAUGGAACAUGAUUUAUCUGGAGUAUUAUCAAGUCCUGACAUCCAGUUCAAUGACUCCCAGAUUAAAUGCUAUAUGAGGCAAUUAUUGAAGGGUGUUGAACACUGCCAUUCACAUGGAAUUUUACAUCGAGACAUUAAAACUUCAAAUAUUUUGGUGAAUAAUAAGGGAAUUUUGAAGAUCGGUGAUUUUGGUUUGGCGAAGUUUCAUUCUCCAAACAGCGGGGAACCAUUGACUGGCCAUGUUGUGACCUUGUGGUAUCGUCCUCCUGAACUCCUAUUAGGAUGCACACAAUAUGGGCCAUAUGUUGAUCUUUGGAGUGUAGGAUGUGUUUUUGCUGAACUUUUUCUUGGCAAACCAAUUCUUAAGGGGCAAACUGAGGUUGAACAGUUGCACCAAAUAUACAAGCUUUGUGGUACUCCCCCUGAUGAAUACUGGAACAAGUCAAAACUUCCCCUUGCAAAAAUGUUUAAACCGCAUCAUGCUUAUGAAAGUACUCUUCGGGAAAGGUGUAAACAACUUCCAGAAACUGCCGUUAACCUCAUCGAGAAAUUACUUUCAGUAGAGCCUUGCAUGCGGGGGUCUGCUAGAUCUGCUCUUGAAUCUGAGUACUUCAAAACAAAGCCCUAUGCAUGUGAUCCUGCAAGCUUACCAAAGUACCUACUAAACAAAGAGAUACACGUAAAUGGUCACGAGGAAACAUUUGGAAAGAAGCAUGUUGGCCUGAUGCGGGCAUCUGGAACUUCAAGAAAUUUAACAAGAGUUCACAAAACUUGCAAAGAACCAACUUCUUUCUGUAAAGUAGUUCCUACAGAGGUCAAUGCAGAUGCCCAUAUUGCAAGUAAAAAUAAUGGUGGUGGUCCAUACUUACAAACCACAGGAGGGUCUCAGUUUGAAGGUGUUUUUGCACUCCCCGUACAAGCUACAACUUCAAAUGGGGGUUUCAUGUGGGCAACAAGUAAGCGGAAAUAUGGAGAUAAUCCGAUCCAAAGUGCCGGUGCAAUGCCUUUGUGUGCAUCCUCGCAACGGAUGCCUGAAAAUGGAGAGUCAACAAGCGGGGUCUGGAAAGGGGUUAGAAAUCAUAGGCUACAGAGUCUUAAUCAGCCAUGUUCAUUUGAUUCAUCAAAAGUGCACAACUCUCAGGAUUUACUGAAUGAUGAAGAAGAGACCUUUUUUGACGCCGUCUCUCAAUGCUGACUCAACUAGACAGAAUUGACUUUUAGGAUUCACGUUGUAUGGGUGUACAUAAAAUUCAUUCUCAUCAAGGGUACAUGUCAGGACUGCUAUUCAGUGGUGAUCAGCAGAUUAGUAGAAUGAUCAAGAGGAUAAAUCUUCGUCACCUGCUACCAAUGUGGGUAUCUGACCACGAUUUACAAAGUCAAUCUUGUUUAAUCUCAAACAGCAAAGAACUUUCUCUGGCAACUCUUCGGGUUUUUGAGCCUAUUUUUGUUUUUACAAAGAGGAUUCUUGAUCAGUUUUGUUCUUGUUUCUAAAGAAUGGAGAAUUUAAUACUUUCA
Erigeron canadensis is the source of this 2117-nucleotide messenger RNA. Its product is annotated as protein IMPAIRED IN BABA-INDUCED STERILITY 1-like. The record is from RefSeq and is a predicted model, not a curated record. The transcript has 8 exons. Gene Ontology annotation, biological process: positive regulation of transcription elongation by RNA polymerase II; protein phosphorylation. Lineage: Eukaryota; Viridiplantae; Streptophyta; Magnoliopsida; Asterales; Asteraceae. Gene Ontology annotation, cellular component: nucleus; cyclin-dependent protein kinase holoenzyme complex. Gene Ontology annotation, molecular function: cyclin-dependent protein serine/threonine kinase activity; RNA polymerase II CTD heptapeptide repeat kinase activity; ATP binding. Bases 70 to 1797 code for a protein of 575 amino acids.